This is a messenger RNA of Lates calcarifer (barramundi perch), 3700 nucleotides long. It is a transcript of the gene dennd1c, whose product is annotated as DENN domain containing 1C. Gene Ontology annotation, molecular function: phosphatidylinositol phosphate binding; guanyl-nucleotide exchange factor activity. NCBI's taxonomy places the organism in Eukaryota, Metazoa, Chordata, Actinopteri, Centropomidae. Gene Ontology annotation, cellular component: cytosol; intracellular membrane-bounded organelle. Gene Ontology annotation, biological process: endocytosis; endocytic recycling. The record is from RefSeq and is a predicted model, not a curated record.
CAGGAAGUGUUCUGUCACUCCGGCGCUGAUUGUGCAGACUGCUGCUUCUGCUGUGGUCCGCCUUCACUUUCCACCGCCGCUACAUCAGGAGGGAGAUGACUGUCAUCUCACACACCUGCUAAAGAUCCCUGCCCUCCUGGACAAACACAUGGACACAGACACACUCAGACAGCAUGGGCUCCAGACUGAAACAAAACCCUGAGCGAACCUUCUACUGGUUCUUCGAAGCAACUUGCCCUGUAGCCAGAGACAAAGAUCCUGGUGUACUGUUUCAGUUUCCAGAGGACUUCAGUGAUGAGGAGGCCUCUCAAACAUUGCCCAGAUUCUGCUUCCCAUAUGACAUACAAAGAGUGAGGGAUGGAGUGGCCGUACAGCACUUUACUUUUGUUCUGACUGACCUUGAGGGAUGCCAGCGCUUCGGUUUCUGUCGUCUCACCAACAGCACCCAAACCUGCCUUUGCAUACUCAGCUAUCUCCCGUGGUUUGAAGUGUUCUACAAACUUCUCAACAACUUGGCUGAUUAUCUGACUAAAGGACAGACCAAAGAGAUGAAAGUGCUGCUAACUGCACUCUACAAACAGCCCAUACCACUGGCAGCUGGAUCUGUCACUCUGCAGAUGGGAGAGCAGCUAUUGGUCAGCACAGAGGUGUCCCAUCCUGUUGGACACCCAGAGGGACAAGAGGGGGUUCCAUACUUCAUUGCUCCAGACCCCAGAAGUCUCCCCUCCAUCCCUGAAAAUAGGAACUUGACAGAGCUGAUUGUGGCAGUAGACGUGGGGAACCUUCUCCAGCUCUACGCCAGCAUGCUGUUUGAGAGACGCAUACUGAUCUUUGCCAGCAAACUCAGCACUCUGACGUCUUGCGUGCAUGCACUGAGUGCUGUGUUGUACCCCAUGUACUGGCAACACAUCUUCAUACCUGUCCUGCCACCACACCUACUGGACUACUGCUGUGCACCUAUGCCUUACCUAAUAGGGGUCCACACCAGUCUAUCUGAGAGGGUGAGGAGUCGUGGGCUGGAGGAAGUUGUAAUUCUAAACGUGGACACAAACACACUAGAAACCCCCUUUGACGACCUUAAAAGGAUACCUUCAGAUGUGAUGUCCGGGCUGAAGGUGUGUUUGAAGCGUCAGGCCGUGUCUCCUGGCUCUGGUGUCUCACGAGCCUUCCUGAAAGCUCAGGCUCUGCUGUUUGGAGGCUACAGGGACGCACUGCAGGGUCACAUGGAGGGUGAGAUAUGUUUCAGCGAGGAGCUGUUUCUAGAUCACAAGUCUCACAGUAUGAGACAGUUCCUACAGAGUGCCAUUCAUUUACAGUUCUUCAAACAGUUCAUUGACAGCCGCCUGGAUGUUAUGAACAAAGGGAAGGAACCAGAUGACCUCUUCGAGGAUGAGAUCCUAAAUUGUGAAACAACAGCUGGAAAAGGGAAAUCUUAUCAGCAGUUGGUUGGUAAUUUAAAAAAAGGGGGAGGAGCGCUUAUCCUCAACAUGAAGUCCAAAGCAAACAUGAGGGCCAAAGGUCUCGCCAAGUCGGGUUUGAAAAACCUGCUGAUGCACAAGGCCCAAAAUGAAGAACACACCCUUCAGAGAGGAGGAUCAGUGUCACACCGCCGUGCCCAGUCUGACUGCCUGCAGAAUCGGCUGCCGAUCACACAACACUUUGGCAUGUCACGACCCCGUCGGCCUGUUCAAAAGCACAAGACUCCCAAAGACCAGGACAACAUGAAGGACACUGAAGAUACAUGGGAUGGUGACAGAGAAAUAGAGAAACCCAGGGAAUGCACAUGUCUGGGCCUGCGGUCGAGCCUGACUCUGAGCUCCAGGAAGGAUGAGGAAGAAGGGGAAGAUACACUGCUGUGUGACCCGGAGGAGAUGGAUCUGCUUGGGGAGAUUUUUGAUACACUCAGCUCCCGGAGCUCCUACGACCGCGGCCAGCUGUAUGGCACACGCAGUCUGGAUCUGUUCGGACCUGACAGUCAUGACUAUAUCACAAAGCGCGGUAUAGCCAACCCCAGCCAGGAGAGCCUGUUCUUGUCCAUCAGCGGCAGUGGCAGCCUGCACAGCUGGAAUCUGGAAACAACAGAUGAGCUGUCAGACCUGACGGAGAACUCUGAUUGGCCGGGCCCAGACACUAGUGUACCAGAGGAGGAGGAGUCAGAGAGUGGCCUGCUGGCAGCAUGUGAAAUAAGGGAUCAAGAAAGGGAACAGAGGGAGUAUGGGGGGAAACAGGAAGAAGUGAAGGUAGCAAUAAAUGGGAACCAAGGAGAGGAAAUAGAUGACAGAAAUAAUUUUAAGGAGGUAAAGUUCAAGGAAGAGAGAAAGAAAGAAGAUCAGGAAGAGAGAGUGAGUUUGGGAGAUGACUCGAAGACAGAAAUAUCUGAGCAGCGAGAGGAUGAAGGGUUAAAAGAAAAAGGGGAAGAUGAUAGAAAUCAGCCUGAGGAGAUAGCUGAGGGACACAAAAUGGAAAGAGAAACAGACAAAAUGCAGGAAGGUGCAGCAAGAGAAGAAGAGAAGCAAGAGGACAAGUUGGAGAAAGACAAAGAGGCGACAGGAUCUUCAAACAAACUUAUAAAACUGAAUCUCCAAGACCCCGACACAGUGGAGCAGACAGCCAGUCCAGAAACUACAGCUCCUCCUGCACCGCAGAGCCUCGCUGCUGACCCUCAACCUCCAGCGGGUCAGGAAAAAACGAGCGAAGAAGCAGUAAAGAAAGAGGAGAGAGAGAUAAGACAAACCCCCACUCCUCCUAAAGUGCUGUCUGCUGUAACACGCUUCCAGUCCCAGGCAUCCAGCCAGAGCUUUCAGGUGAAGUCCAGGAUCAAGGGCUCGGUUGAACCUGGGAGACCGUACAACAUGCUGUGGAACAGGGAGCACACACAAACUCACCCGCCAUGUGACCCAAAGACAUCCGAGGAAAACAACCGCUCAGAGGCGCAUGAGGGGGAAGACCCUCCUCUCAUCAAAGUGUCUGAACUUAAGAAGAGAUUUGAAGCUUAAAGGAUAAUGCUGCUGACUUUUUAAAUGUUUUUUUGUGUUGUUAUUGUCAACAAAUUGCAUGAAAAAAGACUAGUUUCACUUUUUAAAAAGGCAACAUAAUUUCUGAAAAACCUGGGCACUUAGUUCUUGGCAAAUGUUACACAAACCAAAGAGUGCAUUUAUGGGGCAUUAUGUCAGGGGCAUUUGUAGCAGGACGUUGUAUGUGUGACUAAGUCAAAGUAAACUACAACAUGUGUGUUAGAGGUAGAUAAGGACCAUGUAACCAAGUGCCACAGUGUGGCUCAGUUUUUGUGGGAUUUGUUGACAAUGAGAAAAGGCAAAGAUUCAACAGCUUCAUCCUUGAGGACACAAACUGGCUGGCAGGUGACUUUGCCAAGAUUUAGCAAGUAUUUAAACAUAUUUUUGUUUAUUUGAAUAUUGUGUACUUGAUGAAAUUGCACUUAGAAUUAAAGCAACUAGGCAGCACGGCUGAAAUAAACAAAUAUGUGAAUUUUGUAGAUCAGCUACUGUAUGAUGGCCCAUUUUUCACUGCUACACAAGUAUGUGAGUUUUCUACAAAUGCAUGUGUGUAAGACAUAUGCUCUCCAUCAACUAGUGCUGGACAAAAACUGACAAACUCUGGGGAUCAUUAUUUCAUUUUUCAUCUUUCACACAGAAUCUGAAUAACUUAAAACCUUAAUAAACUAAACAUUUUGAACAUCUAA